Molecule: messenger RNA, 4082 nt
Organism: Boleophthalmus pectinirostris (great blue-spotted mudskipper)
Lineage: Eukaryota; Metazoa; Chordata; Actinopteri; Gobiiformes; Gobiidae
Gene: znf512
Product: zinc finger protein 512
Exons: 16
Coding region: 277-2643 (788 amino acids)
Molecular function (GO): zinc ion binding
Source: RefSeq, a predicted model, not a curated record
CGCGUUGUUUUCGGGAGGGCGUUCCUCUGAGGACUCGGUCAGCGCCACGGUUCUCUCGGUCUGUCGCCUCACGCACAUCUGAGACUCUUUUACCCGGUCGUAAACCCCUCUACUCGGUCACUCUCUGCUCGGAUCCGCGGCGUGGGUGGUGGUCGGGGCGCGUCUGCCUUUCUCCAGCCCCGGAGGGAGGCUCAGUCCCGGGCAGAGGAGACGGACCAGGCCGCAGACAUGGAGGCCCGCCGCAGGACGUGAGGGGACAACCUUGAGUUCUUCGAGAUGGACAUGCCACCUUUGUAUCUGCCCAUUAAGAAGAAGAGUAUCCAGUGUCCAGUUGUUCAAGAGACGCAUAGAAUUUGUGAUAUGAAGAAUGACGGUCCAAUGAAUCAAAUGAACGGAACAAAAAGAUUUGAGGCCCAUCCGAGGGUCCCGUUAACGACCAUUGAUUACCCAUCCACCAGCUGCUCUGUGAUGUCAUCGGCCCCUCUGUCCAAUGGCGCGGCUCCCGGCUUCAUGAUCCCGCCUCCUCCUCUGGUGCUCCAGGGCUCCGGACCUCACAGGGACCCGGGCUGGAACUGUACCCAGGAUCGGAGCUCUGACCCCUGGGCUCCCGGGCGAGAGGCCUGGGGCGGCCGGAAGGUCCCUGCCUGGGGGUCCAACCGAGACGGAGGUACAGAUGCAGGAAGACAAGGAUUUGGAACAGAUUUUCAACCACAACCACAACCAGGACCAAGUACUGGACCAGGACUAGACCCAGGUCUCCAGGCGGGACCAGACCGAGGAUGGACCCCUGCCCCAGAGCGAGAGGAGCGCUGGAGGGAGUCGCAGUGGAGCAACAGACCCCCCGUCAUCAGCAACGGUCCAAAUGCAGCUGUGGCUGGACCCUCCUCUGGACCCUCCUCUGGACUCUCCUCUGGACCCUCCUCUGGACCCUCCUCUGGACUCUCCUCUGGACCCUCCUCUGGACCCUCCUCUGGACCCUCCUCUGGACCCUCGUCUGGACCCUCGUCUUCUCCGAUCCCAGGACCCUCCUCUGGACCCUCCCCUGGACCCUCGUCUUCUCCGAUCCCAGGACCCUCCGGACUCCAGUCCAGUCCAGACCUCAAACCAUCCACUAGUCUGGGGAGGAAGGAGCCCCCAGUUUACCCCCCAGGGAGCCAGGAGGAGCAGUGGCAGACCCAGAUCUCAGCCAAAGGGCGGGUCACGUGUCCUCGGUGUAAAAGCGUGAGCCGGAAAACCGUGGAGGGACUGAAGAAGCACAUGGACUCGUGCCGAGCGGAGCCGUACACGUGUCCUCACUGCGGUAAACAACUCAAGACCAACACAGGGAUGAAGUACCACAUCAUGGCCGACCACAGUCUCCUGCCUUCGUCAGACGCCAAAGACAUGGACGACCGAGCCACAAAAGAGAAAUUGAGGAAGAUCCUGAAGAGGCUGGGAAAGCUCAAGUGCUCCAGAGAGGGCUGUGGCGCGGGCUUCACCAGUGUCAUGGGUUACCUGUACCACACCAGGACCUGUGGGAAACAGCAGGACGAGCUGGAGAAGCUGGUGCUGAGCUGCUCUCACUGUGGAAAGAACUACAGGUCCAAGGCCGGACUCGAGUACCACAUCCGUAACGAGCAUGCGCCGGCUCCGGAGGACUCGGAGCAGCAGACCCAGCCUCUCGACGACGUCUCCCCAGAGACGUCAGCCUGCGGUCGGGCGAAGAGGGCCUCGGCUCAGGCCGCCAACAUCCAGAUGGCCCAAAUCGCCCAGAAUGAACUGCCCAAGGACUGGGGCAAGAGGAAGUUCCAGUCUGAUUUGGUGCCAGAGGACCACAAGCUGCAGUACACGCGCCCUGGCCUGCCCUCCUUCAGUCAGGAUGUUCUGAAGAAAUGGAGGAGUGAAGUGAAAAUGUACCGAAAAGUCCAGUGUCCGAACCCGGGCUGUGGCUGCACCUACACCAGUGUGUCCGGACUCAAAGCCCAUCUGGGACUUUGCACCAAGGGGGAUUUUGCAGCUGGGAAAUAUCGGUGUCUGAUCUGCAGCAAAGAGUUCAAUUCAGAGAGUGGAGUCAAGUACCACAUCAACUCUGUCCACUCACAGGAUUGGUUUGUCACGAAUAAAAAACACUUAAAAUCCGCUCCUAAAGAUUGCCCUCACUCCUUCGACAUUCAUCACCACCAUCAUCACCAGCAGCAGCACCGGCACGUCCACACGCCCUGCCCCCACCAAAUGCAACCUCUGCCGCCCCUGCACCACAUCGCCGCCCAAUCGCACCAAAACCCACAGAUCUACCACGACGAGGACCCGGCGCCUCGCCAGGGAGACGCCCGGAGCCACCAUCAGCACCACGUCCGCGGGCCCGAGCUCUACACGCCUAUGGAGUCUCCACGGACCUCGGAGCAGGCGCGACAGGAGCAGGCGAGGCAGGAGCAGGCGCAGCAGGAGCAGGUGCGACAGGAGCAGGCGAGGCAGGAGCAGGCGCGGCAGGAGCAGGGGCGGCAGGGCGGAGCGGCCAGGUGCGGGUUUGAGUACGGAGGCCUGCGUGGAGAGAGCAGAGCGGACGGGCAAAGUGGGUUUUCUCUGGAGAUGGAGCGUCAGAUCUGGGAUGAGAAGAGGCGAAUGCUGGAGUCUGUGGAGAUCGUGAGGAGACAACCCACCUGAAAGAUUGUGUUGGCAUUUAAAGGUGCACUGUGUAACUUUUCUGGAGGGACAGUCUGCUACCUAGUGUUGGUUUCUUAAUUUUGCCGUUCUUUGACCUCACUUCAAAAAAGAUUGGCCAAAAUAUUUGCUAUAAACACUUAAAUCUCUCAGAAAAUGACUUAAAAGUGGAGAAAUGCUCUUUCUGCCUGGACAGAUCAUUUUACUCAAAAAUAAAACUCUAGACUAGAAUUAAGCACAGAAUCUCAAGCGAGUAGAUCAUAAAUCUGAAAACAAGAUGAAUAACCUGAUGUAAGUUUUAAAAUCUUGACCAGAUCAGAGAAAUCUGCAGUGCGAGCAGUUUGGGUGACAUCACACUCAGUCCACUUUUAUGUACAGUUUGUUAAAAAGACUGAAGUCUGAAAAAAGUUCCUGAAAGUUUAACUUUUCUGUGUGAAGUUUGCAUGUUCUCCUUGUGUCUCUAGUUUCUCCUGUCAGCCCAAAACAUGCACAACAGGUCAAAUCCUCCAGCUCAGGUCCAGACCAAGACCAGCCCAAGAUCUGGAGGUGGUCCCACGGCUCCUGACAGGUGUAACCUAAAGACACUGGAGGGUGGGUCAAAAUCAGGUUUAACCCAGUUUAAUGCCAUCCUUUGGAACAUUCCAGACAAAGCAAUAACAUCUCCAUGGAGACGAGCAGGUAACAAACCCUCCACCAGAAAAGUUACACAAUGCGACUUUAACUGUGGUUGCAGAUUGACGUGGUAAAGGGCCUGUAGAGGACAGGUCGAAACACGGACGAAGAGUUGAUUUGCAAAAUGGAUCUUCAGUUUGUAAAUGUUUUUUUUUUUUCAGUGUUCACAGAUAUUAUCGAUAAAAAAUGUGGAUUUGAUCAAAGAAGAAUGGGAUAAUUAUAUUUGAGUGUAAUUAUAUUUACACUAAAAUAGAGACUAUUGAAAACGCUGUAUUUGCAAAUGGACUCUUCAGAUUUGUUGACCUGGUUUAUGGUUAAUAUCUCUGUAAUUACUAGGCCUAUCCACAUGAAACAAAGCAAAAUUAUAUAGAUUUGUGGACCCAAUUCCAAACAGAAAUAAUGAAAUUUCUUUCAAACAUUAUCAACUCCCCACAGAGUAACCUCCACCCCUGCCCUGCAUCUGGAAAUCGAUGUCUUUUACUCCUAUUUUUUUCCUUCAACUUUAUUCCUCAAAUUUUAAACUUUCUACCAAAAAAAAAACAAAAACAGUUUUUAGCGUCCACAAACUAAAGAAGCUGUAUGUCUUAGGCCAGAAUUGUACUUCUGAACACAAGAGACUGUUAGUUGUCAAAUUGGUAGUUCUUUUAUUGUUGUAAAGUGUCUUCACUUGUUGACUUUUCUAACUCUGUCCCAGAUGUGCUUUGGUAGGCGACUGUUGUUCAUGUUUUAAAUGUUUAAAUUAGUAAAGGUUGACAUAUGCAUUUGUCUAA